This is a messenger RNA of Rosa rugosa (rugosa rose), 3845 nucleotides long. Its product is annotated as receptor-like protein EIX2. Bases 570 to 3497 code for a protein of 975 amino acids. Gene Ontology annotation, cellular component: replication fork protection complex. The transcript has 3 exons. The record is from RefSeq and is a predicted model, not a curated record. Gene Ontology annotation, biological process: replication fork arrest; DNA repair; DNA replication checkpoint signaling. Lineage: Eukaryota; Viridiplantae; Streptophyta; Magnoliopsida; Rosales; Rosaceae. Gene Ontology annotation, molecular function: DNA binding; protein binding.
CAUGCUGAUGAGGGAUCAGGACCUAAAUGAUUCCAACACAAACAAUGAGAAUGCCUCUGAUGAUGAAACAUUGUUAUCAUUAAUGAACAGGUUAUUUCUUUUCCUGUCUGAAUGCCAAUCUUGUUUUCAACUAUUAAGAUUUUAUUUCACUGCUACUAGUUUCUCUAGCUUAUUUUGUCACUGUAGGGGCACUUGGACAGCACCAGUACAUGUCAAACUAUAAUUACUGUUCUUCUAAGUUAAUUUUCCAACAUAAGGGAAAACUCAUUGAUCAGUUUGGUCUUAGAUCACCUCAGAUUAGCCUUCAACCAUUCAUUGCAGCCAACCUACCAUGGGGUUAUCACCUAAUUGAAAUGGGCAUUUUCUCAUUCAAGUCAAUCACCUAAUUGAAGUCAACUAUUAUACUCUCCUUCUUUGAUAAUAUGGGCAAUCUUUACUUUGCAUACGAGACAUAAUCUUCAUAGAAGAUUUAUUUUUCUUGUUUUAAUACAUGGCAGCUAUGAGACAAUUACCCAAUCAAUGGCUAUUAGCGUUUGCCAAGUGGAAGAGAAAAAACUAUUAGCAAAGUUAUGAGUGGUAGAUCAUCCAUACAUUCUGGUUCUGUGUUGGCUCGGCUUCUAUGGCUGGUCAUCGUUUCGUCUGCUGCUACCUCCUGUUGUUGUUCCAGUGCUGCUGGGAAUAUCAGUACUUCGAACGAUGUCAAUGUUCGGUGUAUGGAGAGGGAAAAACAUGCUCUUCUUCAGUUCAAACAAGGGUUGGUGGAUGGCUCCAAUGCUCUUGCCUCUUGGGAAAGCAAGGAAAACUGCUGCGAGUGGAGAGGAGUUGCAUGCGACAACCAAACAGGUCAUGUCAUCAUGCUAGAUCUCUACUAUAAUUCAUCUGAUAUUAAUGAUAAUACUCCUUUAAGUGGGGAGAUUGGUCCCUCACUACUUGAAUUGCCAUAUCUAUAUUACUUGGACCUCGGUUUUAAUUCUUUAAAUGGAACGAUUCCCAAGUUCUUCGGUUCUUUGAGUCAGUUGAAAGUACUCAAACUCGGAUCCAACAGUUUUAGCGGAACCAUUCCUCCCCAACUUGGCAAUCUAUCCAAUUUGCAUACUCUUGAUCUUUCAUGGAACACUGUCACUUCUAAAAAUCUCGAGUGGGUAUCUCAGCUUUCUUCCUUGAGAUACUUGGACAUGUCAUAUCUUAAUUUCUCUUGUGCUCUAAAUUGGCCCCAAUCUAUAAGCCAGCUCCCUUCACUGAUAGAGCUUCAGUUAGAAUCAUGUGAUCUUCCUGAUGUUGAUAUGGCAUCACUUUCCUUUAUUAAUUCUUCGACCUCUCUCCAAGUAUUUCAUCUCCCUCUUAAUUUCCUCAGUUCUUCAGUAUUUUGUUGGAUAGGUAAUGUCAGCAAGAACCUUGUUUCCAUUGACCUAUCUAAUAGCAGGAUUAAAGGUCCUAUCCCAGAUGUUUUCACAAACAUGGAUUCUCUGUUAUCUCUUGACCUCAAUUGUAAUCAACUUGAAGGUGGCUUACCAAAUUCCUUUCGAAGCCUAUGCAGAUUGGAAAAAUUGAAUUUAUCGUCAAACAAUUUUUCUGACAGACUUGAACAAUCUAUAGGCAACUUGUCUUGUGCACAGGAUACCCUUAAGUCAUUAUACUUGGGUGGAAAUAUGUGGUGGGGGUCAUUUCCUAAUGAUCUUACAAGGUUUGUAUCCUUGGAAGAAUUGGACAUUGACAAUGCCACUAUGAGCGGGUCGCUCCCAAAGAGUUUUCGGCAACUAUCCCAGCUAAGAACCUUGCGUCUACCUCAUAACCGGUUAAGUGGCUCAUUCCCAGAUGUUACAGGUCUUUCAUUGUUAUCAUGGAUAAAUCUUUCUGAUAAUCAACUGAAUGGCUCUCUACAUGACAGUUCAGGUCAACUAUCCAGCCUUACAGAAAUCGAUCUUUCUCGAAAUUCUCUGAAUGUUGUCUUAACUGAAGCCCACUUCUUGAACCUGUCUAAGCUACAGUUUGUGGAUGUUUCUUAUAAUCCAGCUUUUUCUUUCCAUGUGAGCUUAAGUUGGAAUCCACCUUUUCAGCUUAUAAGUUUAAAAAUGGCAUCUUGCAAGGUCGGCCCUGCUUUUCCUAAAUGGAUACAUACACAGAGACAACUUUGGGCGCUUGAUUUGUCUAAUGCUGGGAUAUCAGAUUCAAUACCUUACGAGUUUUGGGAACUAUCUUGCAGCUUAUAUCAGUUAGAUCUCUCUACCAACCAAAUCCAUGGAAGUUUUCCGAAUCCAUCAGCAAGGAACCGCACCAUUGCUUCUAUUGACUUGAGUUCUAAUCAGUUGUCUGGUGCACUCCCACCAUUUCUUAUGAGUGUAGGUUCAUUACUGUUGCUCUCCAAAAACAAGUUUACAGGAGACCUAUCUUCCAUAUGUUCAACUAGGGCUCCAUAUUUGUAUAUACUCGACCUUUCUCAUAAUCUGCUAUCAGGGGAGCUCCCUAAUUGUUGGGUUCAAUUUCAAGAACUGAUCGUGUUGAAUUUGGCAAACAAGAGUUUCUCUGGGAAAAUACCAAGCUCAUUUGGUUCUUUAAAGUAUCUUUCUCAAUUACAAUUACAACGUAACAAUUUUUCAGGUGAACUGCCUUCUCUGGAGAACUGUACGCUGUUACUUUUGGUUGACCUUGGAUUCAAUAACUUAUCUGGAAAGAUACAAGCAUGGAUAGGCAGCAGCCUUCAAAAGUUGUGGGUUCUACAAUUAAGGUCAAACCACUUCUCUGGAAGCAUUCCCUCAAGUAUAUGCAGUCUGCCUCUCAUUCGUGUUUUGGACCUCUCUCAAAACAAUAUAUCUGGAGUAUUGCCACAUUGCCUCAACAAUUUGACAGCUUUCUCUUCGGUUUCUCAGGAGGUGGAUGAUUUUCCAUUUCCUUUCUCAGAUCAUGAUUUUGUUUUACAACUUAUUUGGAAAGGAGCAGAGACGGAGUAUGGGAAAAACUUUAGGUAUUUGAGGAGCAUUGACAUUUCAAGCAAUAACUUAACUGGGGUGAUUCCGGAAAACAUAACAUAUAUGCUUGGGUUACGUUCUCUUAACCUUUCAAGAAACAAUUUGACUGGGGUGAUUCCUGGAAAGUUUGGUCAGUUGGAGGUGCUUGAAGUUCUUGAUUUGUCAAGAAACCACCUAUCUGGUAGUAUUCCUGAUAGUUUUAGGAACUUGCAUUCUAUAGCUGUCUUGAAUUUAUCGAUCAACAACUUGUCAGGAAGAAUUCCAUCCAGCACCCAACUUCUGACUUUUACUGAAUCUUCAUUCGCUGGAAAUGUUGGACUUUGCGGGCCACCGCUAACAACAAAAUGCCCCGGAGAUAGACCGAGUGAAGAUCCAAAAGUCACUGGUGGCACUGAAAGUGAUGGUUUCAUAACACCAGGGUUUUAUGCCGGCAUAGGGAUUGGAUUCUUAAUAGGAUUUGUGGGAGUCUGCCUUGCUUUACCGCCCGAGACUUCUUGGAGAUACGUACAGCAGUGUUUAAGGCAAAGAUAAGGAAGGGAGUUCAACUGAAGAUAAACGAAGCUGCUGUCAUGUGUGGAAAUGUACUGGAGAACUUGGAAGUUUGAUUAUUCGGGCCUCUGAUGUGGGUGGUUUCAGAUCCAAGGUGUCUCUGCUUUCUCUUUCAACAAGUCGAGGUCUCAGAUGCUUCUUGGUUUGUAUUACUAUUCUGAAUAAUGGAGAACUGUCUGGGGCUCUAAGUGAAUAGUCUAGUCCAAGUAUGUAAUGAAAGAUGUACAUGUUCUUUGUUAUGUAUUUCUACUAUCUACUAUUAAGGUUUAACUAGCAUUUUAUUUUAGGAGGCUCUCUGAGUGCUUAUUGUAAUUUGAGUUUCAUGCUUUA